This is a messenger RNA of Closterium sp. NIES-65, 4662 nucleotides long. The record is from the annotation of a GenBank genome assembly. NCBI's taxonomy places the organism in Eukaryota, Viridiplantae, Streptophyta, Zygnematophyceae, Desmidiales, Closteriaceae.
AUGCCUCGCAUCCUGCAUCUGCCGUUGCUCCGCAGCAGCAGCAAGGAGGAGCGCGGCGCUCCGCUAGAACGCCCAAAGACCGCCGCGGUCCUUCCUUCCGCCAUCCCCGCGUGUUCUUCCGUCGGCCCCGCGCCGAGUCACUCGUCCCUCCUCGAGCGCAAGACGUCGCUCCCCUCAUUCCUCCCGCGCAAGUCUUCUGUGGAACAGGCGCGCAAAUCCCCCUCGGAACAGCGCCCCGCAGAGCAGCGCCCGCUCCGCGAGGGUCCCCCGGCGCUGCGUCCCAAGUCCCCGCAUCACCUGGAGUGGGUGCGCCAACUGUCGCUCUGGCAGGGCGCGCAGGCGCAGCAGGGGGAAGCGCAAGCACAAGCGCACGGCGACGCGCAAGGAUGGCCCGCGGCGCAGGAGGCGGAAGUUCCUCGGAACGGACAGUUGAAGGCGUCGCAGGGGAAGGCACGCGGCGAAGCGCAGGGAUCGGUGCAAGAUGCACGGAAAGGGGGAGCGCGCAAGGACGAUACGCGGAAGGGGCACGUGUCUCGGCGGAGGCAGUUUGUGCAGCGGAUAACGAGCCGGAGCGCGGAUGCUAACUGUCUCCCUGAGGCGCCAAUUCAAGACGUGUGGGAGGCGGCGGAAGCAGGAAGACUAGCUAAGUGGGUGGAUAAGAUGGACAGUGGCGAUGGUGAGGGGAUAGAAUUGGACGGUCGGGAUGCGCUGCAGCAGAAUGGGUUUGGUGCGGGGGCGGCGGGGCAGUCGCAUCAGGCGCAUCAGUCUGCUGGUACUGUCCCCGAUAGUGGCGUCUCCGUUAGUAGCUCAGGAUCGACAACCAACUACGACGUUACGGAUACCGCCGUCAGUGCGACGCCUGAGAGCCGAAUUACUGAGACAAGCGAAUAUGCUUCAAACGGAUCUGCUACAAACGCGGUCGCUCGGGGAGCGUGCGGCGGCGGGGCCGCCGCUGGCGUUGCGGCGGUUGUAGUACCCAGGAGUGACAGCGCGGCCGCCGCUGUAGUAGCUAACGACGCUACAGCUGCGGCGGCUGUAGCGCGGAGUUCUAGCAGCAGCGCGCCGCGCUACAGCCGGUCGGGGGGCCAUCGGCGGAGGUUCGUGCGCGCGGCUACCGCCAGCAGCGCGUCUAUGGAGCUGCGCGGAUGGGACAGGGGGAGCGGGGAGGGGGACGGGGGAGGGGAAUGGGAAGGGGAAGGGGAAGGGGAAGGGGAAGCGGAAGCAACGGGGCGAUUAGAGGAGGGGAGGGAGAGGGGAGCAGAGGGGGAAGCAGAGGGGGAAAUGGCAACAGUCAAGGCUGCGUUUCAGGCUUGGAGGUCCCAAACCUUGUCCGGACGAGUUGUGCUUUCCUCCCCGAGCCCACCUGGUAGCUUCGACAGCACGUUUGGCAGCACCUUUUCCCGAACCGAAUCUUAUGGCAGCGACUGUAGCAGUGUGACUGUAGGGGGAGGAGGAGGGAGAGGAGGGAGAGGGGAGGCCGGGAGAGAAAGGGGAAGGGAGCACAGAUGGCGGGCUGAAGCUCAGAUUGUCUCUGGUGCUGACGUGGCUGCUGACCUGGCAGCUGCUGGGCUGGCAGCAUCAGCAGCAGGCGACACGUCAGCCGCAUCCGACUCGUCACCAGCAGACGCAGUAGCAGCAGGGAUAGUCGUUUCCGCGUUGUUCACCCGAAGGUCCCACACCAUGCGGAACCGCAUGGUACCGCUCACCACCAUGGCGGUUACCACCCCAAGAGCCCCCGGCACUGCUGCUGCUGUGGCCACUCCGGGGCGGAAGGGGGGCAGGGGGAAGGGGAGGCGGGGGGGCCGUCCGCCUACUCCGUCUGUAGGGGCCGCGGCUGUGGUUAGUCCGGGGGGAGGGGGAGGGGGAGGCGGAGGGGGAGGGGGAGGGGGAAGGAGAAGGGGAGGGGGAGGUGGGGGAGCCAGUCCGGGAGCAGCAGGGGGAGGUAAUGGAGUGGUGAGUCCAGGGGGAGGUAGAUCUGAUGCUGGUGCAGGGAUAAGCCCAGGGGGAGGUAGAUCUGAUGCAGGUGCAGGGGCAAGCCCAGGGGGAGGUAGAUCUGGUGCAGGUAGUUUUAAAAGACGGUCUGGUGGAGUGGUGAGCCCAGGAGGAGGCGAAACGCAGGAGGAGCUAUCCUUCGAGACGAGAGAUCCAGAGGUGCUGACUCAGCAGGUGCCGAUUCAGCAUGUGCUGAGUCAGCAGGUGCUGACUCAGCAUCCACCAGAGGUGCUGUUUAUCGAACCGCCUGCGCCACGGUCGCAGGUGGUCUUCAUGGGGAGGGCGGCGGAACACGGGCAGGUGCUAUCUGGGGGAGGCGCAACUGGAAGGGCGCAGGUGCUAUCUCUAGAAGUGCCCUCCCCAAGUCCUUCGCCUGGGGGGGAUGAUGGGGGAGACGAUGGGAGAGAUGAUGGGGGAGACGAUGGGGGGGAUGAUGGAGGAGAAGAUGGGGGAGGUGGCGGAAGGCAGGGGGGUGGCGGAAGGCAGGGGGGUGGGGGAAGGCAGGGGGGUGGGGGAAGGCAGGGGGGUGGGGGAAGGCAGGGGGGUGGGGGAAGGCAGGGGGGUGGGGGAAGGCAGGGGGGUGGGGGAAGGCAGGGGGGUGGGGGAAGGCAGGGGGGUGGGGGAAGGCAUGGAGGAGGGCGAUGGAGGGGGGUCAAGGGAGGAUGCGAGGGAUGGCGCCCUAUCCGCUUGAGAAAGCAGCGGCUCCCCCCAUCCCUCACCCCCUUUUUCCCUUUCCUCCCCCUGUUAACCCUCUUCACCUCUCCCUACCCCGGUCUCCUUCCCCCAACCUCUUCAAAAUCAUCCUCAGGCCCCUAUUUGCUGGACGCUCCCCGCAUCCUCCUCUCGUCCCAACCCCCUUUCCCCACUUCCCCCCCUCGCUUCCUUCCCCUACCCCCCCGAAUUAUCCCCUGCAGGCCCCUAACCGCUGGAAGCAGCGCCUCUCCCCGUCCUCUCCCGUCACCCCCUCGCCCCACAAACCCUGCUCUGGGCCCUAACCGCUGGAAGCACCGCCUCUCCCUUUCCCUUUCCCAUUCCAGCCCUCUUUCCGCCACUCCCCCCCCCUUCUCUCGCCCUCAUUCUCUCCGCUUCCCCCCAAACACCCCCCUGCAGGCCCUCAACUGCUGGAAGCAGUGCCUCCCCCCUUCCAGCUUCCGACAGGCUUCCGCCCCGCUCUCCCCUCCUCCCGCCUUUCCCCCAAUCCCCCUUCCACCCCCUCCCUCAAUCUUUCCUUGCAUGCCCCUAUCUGCUGGGAGCAACGCCUCCCCCCUUCCAGCAACCCACAGGCCCCUAACCGCUGGGAACAGCAUCUCCCCCGUUCCAGCAUCCCACAGGCUCCCACCCCGCUCUCCCCUCCCCCGAGCCAAGAAGCCAGGCUCGGGAGCCUCCGUACCUGUUACACCGAACCAGACCAGUGGCCCAGGCUGGGGGGUUGCCGAGCCUGAGGCCCCGAACCAAGGCAGCUCGGGUGGGGAGGCAUCUCGGGUGGUGACUUUCAGCACUGCUGCUGCCUCUGAUGGUGCUGGUGCUUCUGCCAUUUCGUCUUGCACCUCAUCUGCUGCUGUCCCUCCUACUCCCACCUCUGCUACCACUGCUUCUUCGUCUUCUGCUGUAGCAGCGAAACGCCAAGAGGGGAAAGCACUAAGAGGCCGUUCCAGAUCACUCGUUGAUGAUUGCACUUCUGACCCCUUCGCCCAUGCUAGUAAUGCCACUGCUAUUGCCGGUGCCGCCACCUCCGCCGCCGCUGCCGCGGCUGCUUCUGCUGAGAGUGCGAUUCCCGUGGCAAUGCGAAAGGUCGAGACACUGAGAACUCGUUCCAGGUCUCUUAUGGACGAAGGGGUAGCAGAACCCGUAGCUUCUCAGACACGUUUGGAGGCACCAGCAGGAAACGCACAGCAGGAGCAGUCUGUUUGCAUGAGGCGGGCCGAGACACUGAGAGGGCAUUCCAGCAGGGGAAUGGACCUACGGGGUAGUGCUGUUGCGGCUGCAGAGCAGCAGCAGCAGGUGGUGGAAAUGAGACGAGCCGAGACGCUGAGAGGUCAGUCUAGCAAAGGAUUCGACCUACGGGGUAUUGCUGUUGCGACUGCAGAGCAGCAGCAGCAGGUGGUGGAAAUGAGACGAGCCGAGACGCUCAGAGGAGCGUCUAAAUCCUACUCUAAGGAUAGUGCUGUCGAGAAGCAACAGCCAGUUGAUAUGCGGCGAGCAGAGACACUUAGAGGGCGGCGGGGGUCAGACUUGAGGGGUAGUGCUUUAGAGCAGCAGCAGUGGCAGCGGCAGCAGAAGCAGCAGCAGCAGCAGCAGCAGCAGCAGCAGCAGCAGCAGCAGCAGCAGCAGCAGCAGCAGCAGCAGCAGCAGCAGCAGCAGCAGCAGCAGCCAGCAGCAGCAGCAGCAGCAGCAGCAGCAGCAGCAGCAGCAGCAGCAGCAGCAGCAGCAGCAGCAGCAGCAGCAGCAGCAGCAGCAGCAGCAGCAGCAGCAGCAGCAGCAGCAGCAGCAGCAGCAGCAGCAGCAGCAGCAGCAGCAGCAGCAGCAGCAGCAGCAGCAGCAGCAGCAGCAGCAGCAGCAGCAGCAGCAGCAGCAGCAGCAGCAGCAGCAGCAGCAGCAGCAGCAGCAGCAGCAGCAGCAGCAGCAGCAGCAGCAGCAGCAGCAGCAGCAGCAGCAGCAGAAGCCAGUUGA